This is a messenger RNA of Fusarium tjaetaba, 1665 nucleotides long. Its product is annotated as exo-alpha-sialidase neuraminidase. Bases 1 to 1665 code for a protein of 554 amino acids. The transcript has 3 exons. NCBI's taxonomy places the organism in Eukaryota, Fungi, Ascomycota, Sordariomycetes, Hypocreales, Nectriaceae. The record is from RefSeq and is a predicted model, not a curated record.
AUGCGGGGUCUUUUUCUUGGACUGAGCACAAUAGCUCUCUCCUCUUCCUCUAGCUUUGCCCUUCAUUUCACGACGGAGUCAGAAUGUGCCGCUCUAUGUUCGGAUGGCUCAAAUUCAACAACCUCGAACCCUCAAACCUCCACAACAAAUUCUACAGACGUUGUAUGCGAGGACAAUGAAUAUUCAAGCUCAGGGAAUGGCAUCAGGUUUAAAAACUGUCUCAAUUGUCUCCAGAAGAGCGAUACCACGUGGAAAGAACAAAGUGAUGUGUAUUGGUUUCUGUACAACGUGCGAUAUGCGUUCGAUGUCUGCCUGUACUCUUACCCAGAUGCGGCGGACUCGGGUACUAUCAAUUCCCCGUGCAACAUUGAAAGCUCAUGUGGCUCUCUCGAAGAUGCUCUGACGGCGUCACUAUUGAAGACUACCCCCGAUAACCAGUUCGACUAUUGCGAAGCCGAAAAUUCAGUCAUCAAGAGUUCCAGUUACAGCCAGUGUAUCGGCUGUCUGCAGUCAACAUCGAAUCAAAAGUAUCUGGCCAACUUUCUGGUGGCAUUGAAAGCAGGCUGUAUUCAAGAGCCUAAGAAAGGCGAUAUCCUUGGCCUUAGUGGCACAAUUUUCACUCACACACUCAUCAAUAUUACUGAUCCUAACACGAACCAAACUCUGCCUGGCGAUGAUGGUGCUCCCGUUGGCUCUAUGACCACUGGCACAAUCGUUGGUAUCGCUGUGGGAUGCGGGCUAGGCAUAGCUGGCAUGGUGUGGCUUAUCUUCAUGUACUGUCGACGAAGUCGACAACGUCGUGGUGCAGGAGUCAAGAUUGAAUCACCACCUCCUGAUGCACCAAUGAAUGACCCUUCUAUGUAUGGAAUUCACAAGUCUUCUUACUUUACCGACAAUGCUGGAUAUCCCGGGCGCUCGGCGCAGCCUCAUAACCAUGCUGGAAACCACAUCCGCACAAUGUCUAAUGCGGAGUAUUACGACAGUUUCGAACAAGAUAGCAGCGGUAUUAAUGGCAAGGUCAGCUAUCACUAUGCACCGCACUCGAAGAGCAAUGGUCCCAAUGCUGCACUGCCAGCACACCCAGCCUACAUACCCAGAGUCGUCAGCCGUCUUCCCGAUGCUAAGGCACCGAGUUCUCUCCGGCAUACCAUGAGAUCCAAUGUUCCCGAUUCAUAUGCUCUGCAGACAUAUCUCAGUGCUGCAGAGCCUGCAGGAACUGACACUCAGCGGAUCGGAGAGGUGGCAUCUUUGAGUACUUCGAGCUCGCGUGUUGCGAGCCGCGACCCUUCCCCUGUACCACAUCAUCCAGCCACUAGACCACCAAUAUCAGCGGCGGCUCCAGUUCCUGCCCCCGAAGCCGUCAAAACCAAGCCAUCCUUCGCCUUCCCUUCUCUAUCAAAACUCAUCAUUCCCAAGAAACAGGGGACCCCACAGCUGAAUCUGUUAUCAGCAACCCCUAUAUCAGCGAUUGAUAAUGAUCCACGACAUGAGCUAAGGAUCUCCAGGCCGUUGGCUGUGUUGGAUCCAAGGUUCCAAGACCGACCGCUAGGAGGCGGCAUUGUCCUAGCAACUGAGGUGCCGGCGGGGUUCAGUGACGACUAUCUCAAGAGGCGGGAAGCAAACAAGUCUCCCAUGUUAAGCGGCAACAGUCGCGUUUAUGGAUGA